Messenger RNA from Naegleria lovaniensis, 3243 nucleotides. RefSeq lists its product as uncharacterized. Gene Ontology annotation, molecular function: phosphatidylinositol deacylase activity. The transcript is spliced from 3 exons. Gene Ontology annotation, cellular component: endoplasmic reticulum. The record is from RefSeq and is a predicted model, not a curated record. Gene Ontology annotation, biological process: GPI anchor metabolic process; endoplasmic reticulum to Golgi vesicle-mediated transport. The coding region runs from base 1 to 3243 and encodes 1080 amino acids. Lineage: Eukaryota; Heterolobosea; Eutetramitea; Acrasida; Naegleriidae.
AUGCAAACACUCCAACCGACGCCUCGAUUCAGACCAUUUUCACUUUUGGUUCUUCUUUUACUAGUGCUUUUCACAGCAUCUUCUCUCGUACAUUCCGAUCAUGAAGACUUCACUCAAAGAAUUUUAUUACCUUCUCAACGCAAUGCAGCUGCCAUCAUGACUUUUAUGAUGCCCUCCUACAUUCACAUUCCCACUCCGAACAUCAUGUCUCGACACUUUCCAUACAAGUUAUUUCUCUAUCGGGAGAAUCAUGAAGGCAUGGAUUUGGAACAAUUGAAACAAUUGAAUGCCGAGACCUUAAUGAUUAAACCUGCAGAGACCAAGACCAAACUGAAUGGAUUUCCAUUGUUGUUUAUUCCGCAAGCUCAACAUGGUUCAUUUUCCGAUGUUCGAUCAUUGGGAGCUACGCUGUAUGAAAUGAAUGGUCAUGCCAAGUAUAGAAAGGAGACCUAUGCUGAGGCUGGAUACAUUCAACAAAUGGUCAAUGAAUUAGCAGAUCCUCUCUGGUUUGGAAGUAAUCAAACCACAAAUCAAAACAAUGACAAAGAAGAAGGAAAUCUUCUUCUCGGCUUUGAUGUCUUCACCAUUGAUUUCAAUGAUGGAGAAUGGAGUAAUUUUCACUCGUCUCUCCAUGCAAGACAAGCCGAAUACAUUAAGAAUGUUGUGGAAUUUAUUUUGAAAGCCAUUUAUAAAAACAGACACAAAAAGAUUUUAAUUGUGUCACACAGUAGUGAACACACAUUUGAGAAUAUUUCACAGGAUUUAUUGGAUACUGCUUUUAUUUUGAAAAUUGGUGAGGGAAGAGUGAAUUGGGAUUUGGGUGCUGCUAAGAACAAUCCUAAAUUGGAAUUCAAGACACUCUUACAAAAAUUUAAAAAACAAAUGUUGUCACAAACUGCCGAAUUGAACAAUUCAUCACAACCAAAUACAGAGAAGGAAACCAAACCAAACGAAAUGUAUACUGAGCAAGAUCAGCAACUUUACAACACAACCCGUAGCGGUGAUGUUGUCAAUGUGAUAGGAGCUUCAUUUAUUCCUCACAUUUUCUCGAAUAUUGACAAAUCAGCCAUGAAAUGGUGCAAACAAUUACAACAACAACUGGCCACUAUUUUAUUGUCUCUCGUCAAUUCUGGAGCUAAUUCUCAAGCUGGACUUUUAGAUCUCUCUCAACAAGAUAAGGCAAAUAUCUUGUCUCAAUACUUUUCAUUGAAAGCCAACUCCUUUGAAAAAUCAUUCUUGUUAGAAGAAAUUGCAGCAAAACGUGAAAAGGUAAACAUGGCCAAAUUGAAUGAAGAUGUGCAUGUCGAGUUGACUUUGAAUACGGUGCAACAUGUUUCAUUCACCAAAAAAGGAGAAACCAAAUUUUUCAAAUUUGAUGUGAAACAUUUACAACAUACAGUCAAUCAAUUAUACCUGUUCACUAAUUUUUAUCGAACGGAAGUGGAUGUGUUUGUGAGCGAAGAUCUGAGCAUUGGAGGUGAAGCUCAAGGUCCAGCUCUCAUGGCCAAACAAAUCGGAAAAUUGAAUCGACAACAAAUUACACUAUUACCAUACUUGGACGUUGAUGAGGAUCAUUUGGAAACUUUCAACACCAAUGAGCAUGUGGUGAAAGUCAUGAUCAAGAUUCCAGAAAUGGACACUUCAUUUUCCAAAAAGAUGAUCUUUGUCAGAGUUAAAAAUUUAUAUUCUGUCGAUGAUAUGUCUGCUGGAAAAGAGAGCAAAUAUCCUGAAAGAUACAUUGUAGUUGCGUCACAUCCUGGAACUUUGAAAGGAACAGUUAAAAAUUUAGUGAAAGAAAAUUAUGUCCACCAAGAAGGCGUUGGUUUCAUUCCAGAUCAUCAAUAUGAAGAAAUCAAUGUAGAUAAUUCACCUCAUGUUCACACUGUGGACUAUUCAAAUUUUGAUUUUUGGAAGAGUGGUGAAACGAUUCAUUCGAACAAGUCCUAUAUUGUCAUUCCAAACCUCUCCAAUUUAUAUGCCUACAAAUUGAGAUAUUUCAAUAACGAGUGCUCGAAUCGAACCUUGUAUCCGGUUCUCCAAUAUCAUUAUGGAAAUAUGUUUGAAUAUGAAUCUCACUAUUUACCAAUGAGAUUUUGUGGAGAGAAUGUGAUCAAUCUUCAAUUUUUGAACUUGACAGACAUUAACAAUGCCGAUGAUGAAAAUUUAUAUGGAAUUGCUCUCUACUUUUUAAAUACCAAGAAUGGAUCUUCGUUUAAUUUCAAAAUUGAAUUGGAUUAUGAAGAAACGUUUAUUCACACGAUGGUUCAACAACAUUAUCACACCAUUAUUGCUGAUAUUUUUGCCAUUCUAUUAAUGAUCAUUGCAUGCUAUGGUGUGACACAUUCUCUGAUCUAUUCCUUUAUUUUAACAUGGAUUCAAGCUCCGUUAUUAAUUUAUUUACAAUUUAUUUUCACUCCUAUCAAUGUCCUCUAUGUCACAGAUUUUAGCAUUUUACAUUUGGCAGCUGCUUUUAUAUACUCUUUGAUUGCAGUACUCUUUUCAUUGAAUUUUGUUCGAGCGAUCAUGUUCUUGUUAGGUUUCAUUGGUCAACACGUCAUUCCAUUUAGAAAGAUUUUAUGGAGUGCCAUUCCUCUUGCCUUAUUGGGUGUGAGUUUUAAAUUAGAUCCAUCUAUUCCAUUGAUUGUUUUCACGUUCUUGAGCUUGUUCAUUGGAAAUUCAGCUUCCAUUAGAAGUCCUACCUACUCUCUUUUAACCUCACUUCUUAAAGUAUUGUGUUCAUUGAUUUUAAUGGGACCAAGUGCCUUUUCCUAUAUUAAGGAAUGGAUGUAUUGGUAUCAAUAUGCUCUUGUGAAUGCAAAUUCUCAAUUUUCUGUGCAGACAUUGUUUUCAGUGGCUCCUCAUCCAUCAUUGACAGCUAUUUGUUCACCCUAUUAUCUCAUUCCGUUCUAUUUGGAUGAAAUAGUACAAGUGUUAAUUACCAUAAUUAGAAAUAGAUCAACAAGUACCACGAAUAACCACACGUAUCAGCAAACAAAGAAGAACAACAAGACCACUUCUGAAUCGAACUUGACUGGCAAUUUUGCAUUACUUUCUCGAACGUCAAGUGUCAAAAAGAACGAUCCUAUCCAACGUAACACUUGGGUUCAUUGGAUUUUGACAAUAGUGUUAAUUGGAGUUGCCUAUGGUGUUGCUCUCUUGGCAAGAAUUGAAACUUUUUGGAUUAUUUAUUUAGUGUCGUUAUUUGUUGCAAUGAACAUGCUUCGACAAUUAUCUUUUGCGUAA